Messenger RNA from Ustilago hordei, 1647 nucleotides. RefSeq lists its product as uncharacterized. The transcript has a single exon. The record is from RefSeq and is a predicted model, not a curated record. Gene Ontology annotation, biological process: carbohydrate metabolic process. NCBI's taxonomy places the organism in Eukaryota, Fungi, Basidiomycota, Ustilaginomycetes, Ustilaginales, Ustilaginaceae. Bases 1 to 1647 code for a protein of 548 amino acids.
AUGAAGUCGUCCUUCGUGUCUGUUCUCCUCUCCCUUGCCUGCGCUGGCCUGGCUGCUGCUCAUGGCGACCUCCUCAACGAUGGCUGCCGCCCCAUCUCUAAGCGCUCUACUGGCCUUGUAAAGAGGCAGGCAGGCGCUACUGGCGGUGAAGGCCAAACCGUUGCCAACAGUGGUGGCGCUUCUGCUGCUCGAUACAGCUGUGACCCCAACACUUGCCGACUUCCUAAAUGCCACUGCGCCGACACCAAGCCUCCUGGUGGCCUCGACCCCAAGGACGUUCCUCAAUUCAUCGUCUUCACUGCCGAUGAUGCUGUUCAGGAUUACACCAUCAAGUCGAUCGACCAAUUCCUUGCUCAGCGCAAGAACCCCAACGGAUGCCGUCCUCUCAUGUCCUACUUUGUCUCGCUCAACUACACCAAUUAUGCUCAAGUCACCGAGCUUUACGUCAAUGGCAAUGAUGUCGCCGACCACACCAUGACUCACCAAGAACAGCCUGCCACCAACGCCGAGAUUGACGGCAACCUCAUCACUCUUAACGCUCUGGCUGGUAUCCCUUACAAAUCCAUCAUUGGCUACCGUGCACCUUUCCUCAACUACAGCCGUGCCAACCUCGAGCAUUUGGCUGCCACUGGCUUCACCUACGACUCUUCCGCGACCUCCUCGAUACCUGUCACUGAUCCCAACACCGACGCUUUCUGGCCUUACACGCUCGAUAAUGGCAUGGCCAACGACUGCAAUGCGGUCGACAACAUCUGUGGUGGUCAGCCCAAGCUUCCCGGCUUCUGGCAGAUCCCAAUGUAUGCCAUCUUUGACGAGCGUGGAGCUGCCGGUGCUCAUCUCAUGGACCCUUGGCUCGAUGCUCCCAACCCCUCUGACGUGCUCUCUUGGAUGAAGAACACUUUCACCGACCACUACAAUGGGCAGCGUCAGCCUUUCGGUAUCUACACUCACCCCAUCCACCUCGCCACCGGCUAUCCCGGUCUCAAGGACCCCGUCGAUCAGAUCAAAAUGCUCAACGAGUUCCUGGACUGGGCCACCACUUCGGCCAACAUGCAGAACGUCUGGAUCGUCAGCAACAAGCAGCUUCUCGCUUGGAUGCAGAACCCGGUUCCCGCUAGCCAGCUCAACACGCUCGAUGCCUUCAAGUGUCAGACUCCCAACGUCAACCAACGCAUCUGCAACGGUUUCGCUCAGAACAAUAACUUGCUCGAGCACUGCAUCUCCAACACUGCCGGCGAUCCCCUCAACAACUCGCCCUUCUACACAUGCUACGGCUGCCCCACCACCACUCCUUCGCCUCAGCAGCCCAACCCACCUCAGAGCAACAACGACAAGACACUGCGUACGCGCAUUCCCAACAACUGUGACACGCCCUUCUGGGAUCCCAUUGCUGCCAAGUGUCUCUGCAGUGGUUCGCAGUGUGCCUUUGAUGAUGCUACUAGACCCAUCGGUCCUAACGGCGCCAACUUGACUUCGAGCGGCAGUCAGAACACGGGCAGUUCGGCUGGAUCGUCGCCCAGUGCCAGCUCCGACCCGUACAGGAACUUUGGUGGCGCCAAGGCUCAGAUGCCUUCGUCGACCAUGCUUGCUUGUGCCAUGUCGGCGAUGGUCGCGAUUGUAGGCGGCGCCUUGACGGCCUUUGUCUAG